Geodia barretti is the source of this 3104-nucleotide messenger RNA. The record is from the annotation of a GenBank genome assembly. NCBI's taxonomy places the organism in Eukaryota, Metazoa, Porifera, Demospongiae, Tetractinellida, Geodiidae.
AGGCGUGGGUGAUACACCAAGGUGAAUGACUUGCCAAAGUGACGUACAAAAUCACUGCACAAUACCUUGGACCCACAAUUAUAGAUUAUAGUCAGUAGCAUACACGUAAUAGGGGGGAAAGGGGGGAGGGGGUUGGUCUAUAGUUUUCUGUUCCUGGAACACCAAAUGUUGAAGGAGUUGAUGAGGGCUGCUCUCGUUACCCGUCGCAGUAGUUGCUUCAACUCCUUCUCUGGCACUCCUAGCAUGUCCGUCAUGCUCUUGAUGCUCUCUAGAUCUGGAACGCCACGUGACCCGACCUGUAUAGUGAGUACGGUAGUCCGAUACCCAUUGAGCCUGGCCUGCUCUGCCAAGUCUUCAUACUUGGCUGCUUUCCUCAGUGCUACUUUGUCAUAAUUAGUCUCGUAGCAGACUGUCAACUCCACUAGGCACAGGACUCUCGUGGUAUCGUCCCACCAAACCAGGUCGGGCCUCAGGUCGGUAGGGGUGAUGUGUACUGGGAAGCUGUAGUUGUCACUGAUAUCCGCUGUCCAUGAGGAUGUUAUUGGUAGAUGGGGGACCACUGACUUCACAACUUCCUGCAGUACAGCAUCGUGGCGUGUAUUGUACCGUCGCAGAUCUCUGCCACAGCACAAUUGUUCAGUACAUGCAGCAAAAACUGGCAGCAGUUGCACAGGGGGCAGUUUGGAUCUUUUCUCUUCUUCCACCGAUACAGAUUUGCGUUGUGUGGCAGAGUGUCAACUGCUGCAUUUAGGGAAAACCUCAAAAUCUCGUCCGGUAGCUCACGAACCACACCAGCCCAAACUGGGGCACUCUUCGGGUCUAAACACCUGCUCAUUAACCCUCGGCGCGCAUGCACAGCGAGGGUUACUGUAGUUGGGUUUGUCUGUCUGUGUGUCUGUUACUCUACAUCUCACCUCUUGAGCGUCUGUUCGUCCCAGAAACGAUACCAUUUACCCAACGGGAAAUGAAGGUCAGAAAAUUUGUGGGGUUUUCUCUGAAAAUGCUCCGUUGCAAAGCUAGGGCGCUUCCAGCAUUGUAUGGCUAAUGGCGGUAGUCGCCAUUUUAUCGCUGGCGGAUAAUGCGCAUGCGCUUGUAUUGCACAGGCUUCGACGGGGUCCGCUUGCUCUGUCUAUCUUGAAGGCACAAGAAGUCACAACAAAUGGCGUGUAUCGACUCUCGCGUGCUAUCUACUACUGUAGCUAGCCCGUGUCAGACUCUCUGCUCUGCAGAUUUCCCAUCAUCGAGGAAUCCUCGUCCUCCUUCACGACCUUCUUUGCAGCUCUGGAGAGGGCUCUCCUGCUUCCAGCAGGGUUGGUUGCAAUGAUGUCUGUUGCGAGAGUUGCCGGCCUGAACUUCUUUCUCACCACACCCAGUUCACGCUUCAGGUUGCGGUCAGCCAAAAAUCUCACACAACCGUCACAGGACAUCAAUAGUUGGCACUGACGCGACACUUGAAGCUUCUUGUGGAGAGUGGAGAGGCGAGGGAGGUUGAGACCACCCAUGGCAUUGGGGAGGUACAAGAAGGCAGUGUUGCCGGACCUGCAGAGACCAGUCCACUUCUUCAGGUACCUUGUAGCCAGGGAGUCAAGCUGUUUCUCCAACCAGCUGAUGGGAAACUCGUGUGUCAGGAGUGGCCAGAUAAUUCCUCCUCCGAAAAGAGUUAAAGUUUACAACGUCCAUCCUGAAGCUGUUGCACUUGGAUGGGAGACAAAGGGGAAUAAACUAACAGUGUCAGCAGGAGUAGUGAAUGGCAUGCAACUACCUGGAGAACCUCAUUUAACUCAAGUACCAUCGACCUUUGAUGGGUUGAUUGAUGUCAAGACAUUGAUUCUGACAUCAGAAGCGCAAAAAUUCGUCACAAUAGCGGCAACACUCCAAAGAGUGUCAGACGGGAUGAUGAACUUCAGGGGGUUUGUCACUGAGCCGGCACAGCAGGAAAGGUCUGACUCUGACCCUGAACAAGAUGAGGAAGACUUCUACCCUGCAAUUGUACCUGUACUCGAGGAGGCGGCGGUGUAUACCCUGAAACACUAUGUAAAAGAGUUUCAGUUGGCCAAGAAAAAUGUGCUGUUGAUGGAGUUUUACAACUCAUGGGGAAAGGAUCUGAUUGAAUCUAUCAUAAAGGCUCUGUGUUGCCACAUCCCCGACCUAAUCUGUAAACACAGUACAGGGAUGGGAGUUGCCCAACCUGGGCACUCGGUGUAUUGGCUACAGGAGGAAGAAACUGAAUCAACGAGUGAUGUUGUCGUCCUCCACCAGACAUUGAAACAAAUUGUGCUGGUGUGCGAGGUGAAGAGAGAAGGAGAGAAAUUGGAGGGGGGAACAAACCAGAUGAUCCGUCAGGUGCUCAGUUUGUGGCGACCAGGCCAAAGGAAUUGUAUCGGAAUAGUGCUGAGAGGCCCAGAGGCUGUUAUCUAUAAUUUCACAAAGACGGACAUAAUGGCCAUUGAUAAGGUGUCUGUGUGCAAGCUCUUCGAUGAAGUGUACAAGCUGGCCUUAACUCUGGGAUUCUUGCUGCACAAAAACAAAGCCACUCCACAGUAGUCCAGACCACCACACAGAACUAUCUCUGUGAUGUACUAUAUCUCUGUGUUGUAUAUACUUGGGGAGCCCCCCUUAUUGGAUGGUACAAACCGUGUUUGAGCCACAAUGCAGAUUUUGUCUGCAGCCACUCCAAGCUGAACUAUCUCUGUGAUGUACUAUUAUCUCUGUGAUGUAUAUACUGAACUAUCUCUGUCAUGGGGAGCCCCCCUUAUUGGAUGGUACAAACCGUGUUUGCUAUUGCACUCAUGAGACUAGCACACAUAGUACAAUGUGUAGUAAAAUGGCAGUAGAAUGAGCACAAUGGCAGUAGAGUGGACAGUAGAAUGGCAGUAGAAUGAGCACCAGUAGAAAAAGUACCAUUCUUCUGUCCUACUGUCCAUUGUGUAUCCUAAGGUGUUGCUUCCUCCGAGUGAGUGAACCGCUUCCCGCAGUAGCCAGUGUAUGCUGGUUGAUAAUACUGCAAACCUGAAUAGGAAAAAAACAACAUACAUGGACUGUAGACAAUGAAAAGUUUAUGGACUGAGGUUUGCAAGACCGCUUAGCAAAGCGCAAGAUGGGUG